AUGUCUCAUACUUUAAGAAGUGUAGCUUUGCGACAACUUCAUGAGGACCACAACGGUAUAAAUAAAACCUUGCUUAGAGCUAAACAACUAGUUUAUUGGCCUGAACUGAAUAACGAAUUACAGCUAUUUGUAUUGAAAUAUAAUAAAUGUGACAGGUUUAAGAACUCCAAUAUAAAAGAGCCGUUAAUUCCACAUCUUGUGUCUAAACUACCCUUUGAAGUUAUAAGUAUAGAUAUAUUGACUUAUGGAGAAUGGAACUACAUUGUAGUAUUUGAUCAUUAUUUUAAAUGAUUAGAAUUAUUUAGAUUCAAUAAGAAGACAGCCAGAAGAAUUAUUUUGCACUUUAGAAGUGUUUUUAACACACAUAAUUAUCCAAAAAUUAUUUAUUCUGACAAUCAACCAUUUAGUUCUAGUGAAUUCAAAAGUUUUUGUGGUGUAUAUAAUAUAAAACUUAUAACGUCUAGUCCAAGAUAUUCUCAAUCAAAUGGAGUGACAGAAAGAGCUGUUCUUACUGCUAAACAAAUGUUAAGGAAAGCAAACUUUAAAAAAAACAGACAUCUUAGACAUAUUGCUUGA
Messenger RNA from Cinara cedri, 576 nucleotides. The record is from the annotation of a GenBank genome assembly. NCBI's taxonomy places the organism in Eukaryota, Metazoa, Arthropoda, Insecta, Hemiptera, Aphididae.